Molecule: messenger RNA, 2839 nt
Organism: Antrostomus carolinensis (chuck-will's-widow)
Lineage: Eukaryota; Metazoa; Chordata; Aves; Caprimulgiformes; Caprimulgidae
Gene: JAG2
Product: jagged canonical Notch ligand 2
Exons: 23
Biological process (GO): Notch signaling pathway; cell communication
Cellular component (GO): membrane
Molecular function (GO): calcium ion binding; Notch binding
Source: RefSeq, a predicted model, not a curated record
AGAUCGUUCACAUUAAUAAUAGAAGCGUGGGAUUGGGAUAAUGAUACAAAAUCUGGUGAAGACUUGUUGAUAGAACGAGUGGCACAUGCUGGCAUGAUCAACCCCGAAGAUCGAUGGAAGACACUACAGUUUAAUGGUCCUGUUGCCCAUUUUGAAGUACAAAUAAGAGUGAAGUGUGAUGAAAAUUACUACAGUGCUCUGUGCAAUAAGUUUUGUGGCCCUCGAGAUGAUUUUGUUGGUCACUACACAUGUGAUCAAAAUGGAAACAAAGCCUGCAUGGAAGGUUGGAUGGGAGAAGAAUGUAAACAAGCUGUAUGUAAACAAGGAUGUAAUUUGCUCCAUGGGGGUUGCAGUACACCUGGGGAAUGCAAGUGUCAUUAUGGUUGGCAAGGACAGUUCUGUGAUGAGUGUGUCCGCUACCCAGGCUGUGCUCAUGGGAGCUGUAAUGAACCAUGGCAGUGUAAUUGUGAAACCAACUGGGGUGGCCUGCUCUGUAACAAAGAUCUGAAUUACUGUGGAAAUCACCAUCCCUGCCUGAACGGUGGAACCUGUAUGAAUACUGAACCAGAUGAAUAUCGCUGUGCUUGCCCAGAUGGCUACUCUGGAAAGAACUGCGAAAUUGCGGAGCAUGCUUGUGUAUCUAAUCCCUGUGCUAAUGGUGGAAUUUGUCAUGAGAUUUCAUCAGGCUUCAAGUGUCACUGCCCAUCAGGGUGGAGUGGACCAACAUGUGCUAUUGAUGUUGACGAAUGUGCAUCUAACCCUUGUGCUCAAGGAGGGACCUGUAUUGAUGGUGUUAAUUCAUUUGAGUGUAUAUGUCCACAACAGUGGAUUGGAGCAACAUGUCAGCUUGAUGCUAAUGAGUGUGAGGGGAAACCCUGUGUUAAUGCUUACUCUUGCAAAAAUCUCAUUGGUGGAUAUUACUGUGACUGCAUUCCAGGAUGGACAGGAGUAAAUUGUCAUAUCAAUAUUAAUGACUGUCAUGGACAAUGUCAACAUGGAGGGACUUGUAAGGAUGAAGUGAAUGGUUACCAUUGCUUAUGCCCUCGUGGUUUCACAGGAAAAAACUGUGAGAUGGAAACAAAUGAGUGUGAAAGCAAUCCAUGCCAAAAUGGAGGCCGUUGCAAAGACCUGGUGAAUGGAUUCAGUUGUCUGUGUUCACAGGGCUUCUCAGGAGUCUUCUGUGAGAUGGAUAUUGAUUUUUGUGAACCUAACCCUUGCCAGAAUGGGGCUAAAUGCUAUGAUCUGGGAGGAGAUUAUUACUGUGCCUGUCCUGAUGACUAUGACGGAAAGAAUUGUUCUCAUCUCAAGGACCACUGCAAGAACAAUUCUUGUAAAGUAAUAGACAGCUGUACAAUAGAAGUCUUCACUAAUGCUACCCAAGAAGGAAUCCGUUUCAUUUCAUCUAACGUUUGUGGGCCUCAUGGACGGUGUAUUAGUCAGCCAGGAGGAAAUUUUACUUGUGCCUGUGAAAGAGGUUUUACUGGAAUAUACUGUCACGAAAAUAUCAAUGAUUGUCUUGGGAAACCCUGCAAGAAUGGUGGGACAUGCAUCGAUGAAGUUGAUUCAUUUAGAUGUUUCUGCUCAAGUGGCUGGGAAGGAGAACUAUGUGACACAAAUUUCAAUGACUGUUCUCCUAACCCAUGUCACAACGGUGGCCGAUGCAUUGAUUUGGUAAAUGACUUCUAUUGUGAGUGUAAGAAUGACUGGAAAGGCAAAACUUGCCAUUCACGUGAAUACCAAUGUGAUGCAAAUACUUGUAGCAAUGGUGGGACAUGCUAUGAUGAUGGAGAUACAUUCCGCUGUUCAUGUCCUCCAGAAUGGAUAGGAAGUACUUGCAACACCGCUAAAAACAGCAGCUGUAUUCCAAACCCUUGCAUGAAUGGUGGAACAUGUGUUGGCAGUGGAGAUUCCUUUUCUUGCAUCUGCAAAGAAGGAUGGGAAGGACGUACAUGCACACAGAAUACCAAUGACUGCAACCCUCAUCCAUGUUACAAUGGAGGCAUCUGCGUCGAUGGUGUGAAUUGGUUUCGAUGUGAAUGCGCGCCUGGGUUUGCUGGUCCUGACUGCAGAAUUAAUAUUGAUGAGUGCCAGUCUUCCCCUUGUGGAUAUGGUGCCACUUGUAUAGAUGAAAUAAACGGAUACCGAUGCUCUUGUCCCCCUGGAAGAAUUGGUCCUAGGUGCCAAGAAGUGAUUGGAAUUGGAAAGCCUUGCUGGCUUAAAGGGAUGACCUUUCCCCACGGCAGCAGAUGGGAUCAAGAAUGUAACAACUGCCACUGUUUGGAUGGCCGUAUUGACUGCACCAAGGUGUGGUGUGGGAAAAAACCUUGUCUGUUACACAAACACUGGGAUAAUUCAAAUAACCAGUGUCCUGUGGGUCAACAAUGCCAGGAGAAGUAUAUGAAAUGUUUUCAGCCACCGUGCACAGACUGGGGAGAAUGCAGUGCCUAUGAACCUCUGCCUGCCAAUAUCAAGUGUCUGCCUAAUUCUGGAUAUUUGGACAAUGACUGUGCUAGAAUUACUUUAAUUUUUAAUGGAGACAAAGUCCCCCAGGGCACUACAACUGAAAAUAUCUGUUCUGAAAUUCGGUAUUUACCAGCUACUAGGACUGUUUCUAGGGACAGAACUCUGAUAAUUUUAUGUGAUCUGUCUUACUCCACAGAGAAUGCAGUGGAAGUUGCUAUUUCUUUUGUCCCACAUCGAGAUGAACAAGAUAAUAGUCUCAUACAGAAUGCUGCUAAUACAAUAGUAAAUGCAAUCACCAAGCGGCAAAACAGCACUGUUAUGUUGGCAGUAACUGAAGUCAAAGUAGAGACCAUAGUUGUUGGGAAUUCAUCGUCAG